AUGGCAAUGUGCGAACGGAACCCUCUGAGCCCGCCGGGCUACGUGGGACCUCUGUUGAAUUUGGCGCCGACCCCAGAGACGCUCUACUUGUCCAACUUGCGAGGCGGCAACGCCGGGGCCCACAUGCCCCCGCUGCACCACCACCACCAUCACCACCAUCACCACCACCUCCCUUACAACAGGAGGGCAGAGCUGUGCUCGCUCCCGUGGCCCGCCUCGAGUUCGGGUCCGGCUGCGCAGAGCCGCGCCUUCGGGACCUACUGCCCGACUUUUCGCACCAACUCCACCGCCAACCCGGCCAAGUCUCCCCUCCAGGACGAGCCGGCGUCUCACAAGGCGCCGCAGUCGAGCGUCGUUCACGAGGCUUACGCCGCCGAGGAGCUGCAAGGCCACGCCGGGGGGCAGCGGGGGUUCCUGGACGGGCUCGGUUCUUCCACCGGCCAUCUGGACCAGGAGUGCGCGCGACGAUUGCAUGUCAACAACAAGCAGCUCGAGCCAGCUCGGCCUCCGUCCACUCUCGCGUGUUUUGCUGAAGGUAGCCCGUGGUGCUCCUCCCUGCAGCAGGUGAGGAAUAGAAAGAAGAGGAAGCCGUACUCCAAGCCUCAGCUGGCUGAGCUGGAGAGCGAGUUCCUGCUCAACGAGUUCAUCAACAGGCAGAAACGCAAGGAACUUUCGGACAGACUGGAUCUGAGCGACCAGCAAGUGAAAAUCUGGUUCCAGAACCGCAGGAUGAAGAAGAAGCGGCUCAUGCUGCGAGAGCAAGUCUUUGCUCCCUACUGA
Molecule: messenger RNA, 780 nt
Organism: Nerophis lumbriciformis (worm pipefish)
Lineage: Eukaryota; Metazoa; Chordata; Actinopteri; Syngnathiformes; Syngnathidae
Source: RefSeq, a predicted model, not a curated record